Molecule: messenger RNA, 99 nt
Organism: Parastagonospora nodorum SN15
Lineage: Eukaryota; Fungi; Ascomycota; Dothideomycetes; Pleosporales; Phaeosphaeriaceae
Exons: 2
Coding region: 1-99 (32 amino acids)
Source: RefSeq, a predicted model, not a curated record
AUGCGCAUGGGUGAUGUCGACUCAGUGAGAGGGACGUUUGGAGGACUCAAGGCCAGCAGCGCUGGCGCUGCAGAGGAGGCUGAUGCGGGGGGUUCUUGA